Molecule: messenger RNA, 951 nt
Organism: Colletotrichum paranaense
Lineage: Eukaryota; Fungi; Ascomycota; Sordariomycetes; Glomerellales; Glomerellaceae
Product: fungal cellulose binding domain-containing protein
Exons: 3
Coding region: 1-951 (316 amino acids)
Molecular function (GO): hydrolase activity, acting on ester bonds
Source: RefSeq, a predicted model, not a curated record
AUGAUUUUGACAUUCUACAGUUUUCCAUCAUUACUGGUACUUGGUGUUCUGGCGACCCAUGGUAUCGCAGCAUACCCAGGCUUCGCUGGUCUGAAGACACUUUUCACGUUUGGAGAUUCUUAUACCAGGACUGGAUUCUAUGUCACUCGCGAUCAACCCUCCAUUGCUAAUCCCCUUGGGAAUCCGACGUACCCGGGCCCGACCAGCGCAAAUGGAGAAAAUUGGAUCCAAUACUUGACCACCAAAUAUAAUGCGUCUCUACUAUUGACCUACAACUUCGCGGCGAGCGGUGCCACUGUCGACAACAGUCUCGUGACGUCCAGCAUCGACGUUGUGAGUCAAGUUGAAGAGGGAUUCAUCCCCAACUAUACCGGGACAAACCAAACCUGGGAUGUCGAGUCUACCCUGUUCGGCUUCUUUAUCGGUAUCAACGACAUUGGAAAGUCUUAUACCAAUGGCAACUCCACGGACCUUCACCCGAUGAUCUUUGAUAAGUACGAGAAGUUGGUGGAAGAAGUCUACGAGGCGGGUGCUCGGAACUUCCUGUUCCUCAAUGUACCGCCGCUUGAGCGGAUGCCGAGAACAACUCAAUCCAGCGCCGCUGGAGAGCGGAUUCCUCUUGAGAAAGCCGCGGUAGCAGACUGGAACGAGCGUCUUGGAGUAUUUGUUAAGAACUUGCGAGAGGCUCACGGAGAUGUGACUGUAUUUCAGUACGAUACCUAUGGAUUGUUUGACAGAGUCAUGAAUACGCCCGAACGCUACAGAGAAACGGCAGUCUAUAAGAACACGACGACAUACUGCUCAGCAUACCAAAAUGGGACGCCUGAGCCAGACACUAAAUGGGACAACUGCACCUAUGCUGCUAAUGAAUAUAUGUGGAUUAACAGUCUACACCCGACGUCGCCCGUUCACUUGGUACUGGCGAGAAGUAUCUCAAGGGCCUUGGCUUGA